Molecule: messenger RNA, 3114 nt
Organism: Nothoprocta perdicaria
Lineage: Eukaryota; Metazoa; Chordata; Aves; Tinamiformes; Tinamidae
Gene: AHDC1
Product: AT-hook DNA binding motif containing 1
Exons: 6
Coding region: 1-2979 (992 amino acids)
Source: RefSeq, a predicted model, not a curated record
AUGGCGCCGCUGUCACGGGCGCUCUCGUUAGGAUGGGGCUCCACGGCCCUGCCGGACGCGGCUCUGGCGAGCGAGGCAUCCUUCAAAGGCAGGCGCUCUGUCAACGCCCCGCAGCAGCUGCGUUCUCCUCAAUUAGAAGAGGUAAUGAAGCAAUUUAUGGGCAUCUACAAAGUGAUGUAUGGGAGCUCGCUCGCCGGCCAGCCCGUCGGAGCGGAGAGCGGCGCCAGCGCGGCAGCCGAGCGGCCCCCGCGCGCCCACGGCCCCCGCCAGCCCCCCAGCGACGGCGACGGCGCCCCGGGCGGCUGCCAAGUGACCCUGCUCUGCAAGCAGCCGUGGCCCAGGGAGCUCACGUGCAAUAGCAGGAGCAGCAGCAAAGCCGAGGGUGCCGGUGCCACCUUUGCCGACCCCCAUGUCAGCAACUGCUCAGCCCAGCGGCACGCGGGGGAGGAGGAGGUCAGGAUGCGCGUGAAGCCCCCGGGCCCAGUGGUAACGACCAGCGUUGUGCGAGGCUCGCCCGACUACGUCCGAGAGCCCAAGUACUACCCGCCGGGGCGCCCGGCGCCGCGGCCCGCGGCCUGCCCGGCGGAGAAGGCCCUGUCCUGCAGCGUGCUGAGCUUCCCUGAGGGCUCGUGCCCCGCGCUCGGCCGCGAGCACCAGGCGGGCUCCCUGCUGCACGGCGACCCAGCCGACCGCUGCCAGAGCGUGCGCGGCGGCACCAAGGGCGAGGAGGGCCCGGUGGGCUGCGCCGGCGAGCCCCGGAUCCUGGGGGGCAGCGCGGAGGAGAGCGCCGCCCGCCAGCGGGCACCCCAGCCCUUCCCCAGGGCGACGCUGGCCUCGGGCCGCUGCAACGUCGACGGCAUCGUCGCGCUGCUCAGGAGCAAGUGCGGCAACGGGCGCAUCAACCUGCACCCCGUGGUGCAGCUCAUCGACAUCAUGAAGGACCUCAACCGCCUCUCCGAGGACCUCAAGAGCAGCGGGGUGCACCUGGACUGCGGCGCGCUGCGCGGCGGCGGCGCCGACGAGAGCCGCCUGCCGCCCGCCGACCGCGACCUCCAGUACAGCUUCUUCUCCUCGCCCUCCCUCGCCAACAGCAUCCGCAGCCCCGAGGAGCGGGGCGUGCUCUGCAAGACGGAGGCGCCGCGGCACCCGUACGGCGGCUACGGCGCGGCGCAGAGCGCGGCGCCCGCCAGCGUGUUCGCGCCGGGCAAGCCGUACGCGGCGGCGCAGGACUGCGGCGGCGCCAAGGACUGCAGCUUCGCCUACGGCAGCGGCAGCAGCCUCCCGUCCUCGCCCAGCAGCGCCCACAGCGCCGGCUACGCGCAGCAGACGGCCGGCCCCAACCUGCCGCUGGGCAAGGCCUCCUUCUUCAACAGCGGCGAGGCCGGGCAGUUCUCGAGCGCGGCGCACACGCCGCUGCGCUGCGACAGCCGCGCCAGCACCGUCUCGCCCGGCGGCUACAUGGUGCCCAAGGGCUCAGCCUCCUUCCAGCCCUCGCCCGAGAACUGCCGGCAGUUCCCCGGCGCCUCGCAGUGGGCUUUCCGCCAGGGCUACGGCGGCCUCGACUGGAACUCGGAGGCCUUCAGCCAGCUCUACAACCCGGGCUUCGAGUGCCACCUCAACGAGCCCAACGUCAUCCUCGACAUCUCCAACUACACGCCGCAGAAGGCCAAGCAGCAGACGGUCUCGGAGACCUUCUCCGAGUCCUCCUCCGACAGCACCCAGUUCAACCAGCCGUCCGGCUACCGGCGCGCCAACAGCGAGGCCUCGUCCAGCGAGGGCCAGUCCAGCCUGUCCAGCCUGGAGAAGCUCAUGAUGGACUGGAACGAGGCGUCCUCGGCCCCGGGCUACAACUGGAACCAGAGCGUCCUCUUCCAGAGCAACUCCAAGCCCGGACGGGGCCGGCGGAAGAAAGUGGACAUGUUCGACACGUCCCACCUGAACUUCUCCUCGUCCUCCUCGUCCUCCUCCGUGUACCCCUCCAAGAGGAGCACGGGGCCCCGGCAGCCGCGGGGCUCCCGCGGGGCUUGCGCCUCCAAGAAGGAGAGGGGCACGGGCAAGGCCAAAUUCCCCAGCAAGUCCCAGCCCGUGAACCCCCUCUUCCAAGAGAGCACAGACCUGGGCUUAGACUACUACAGCGGGGACAGCAGCAUGUCCCCCCUGCCCUCGCAGUCGCGGGGCUUCGGCGUGGGCGAGCGCGACCCGUGCGACUACGCCGGCCCCUACUCCAUGAACCCCUCCACCCCUUCCGACGGGACCUUCGGCCAAGGCUUCCAGAGCGACUCGCCGGGCUUGGCGCAGGCGGAUUUGGAGAGCAAACACUUUGCGGCGCUGCCGCCGCCGCUGGCGGCCGCCGGCCAGCAGACGGUCUUCGAGGCGGGCUUGCAGAAAGCCUUCUCGCCCAACUGCUCGCCCACGCUGGCCUUCAAGGAGGAGCUGCGGGCGGGCGAGCUGCGCAAGCUGCCCGCCUGCGACUCGCUCAAGCACGGGCUGCAGGCGGGCGCCCUGCCGCACGCACCGCACAUGGCCUGCCGCGACCUGCCCAUGCCGCAGCCGCACUACGACUCGCCCAGCUGCAAAAACCCCCCGUACUGGUACUCGCCCAACGCCAGCACCCGGAGCCCCUCGUACGACGGCAAGGCGGCCGCCGGCAUGCUCGUAGACUUCAUGGGCAGGACGGACCCCUCGUGUGUGAACCCCCACUUGGGCAGCCCGAGCGGCAGCCACCCCUCCAAGGGCGAGAAGGAGCCCUUGGAGAUGGCCCGGGCUCACCACCGCGGGCCGUACGCGUGUCCCCUCAUCAGUGACUUGAACAUCUCCCCCGUGCCGAGGGACUCAAUGCUGCAGCUGCAGGACAACUACAGGUACCCCAGUUUUGCACCCCAAGGGCACCCCGUCAUGGCCCCCACCCAGAAGAGCGGGUUUCUGGGUCCAAUGGUAGAGCAACACCCCGAGGACACUUUUACGGUCACCUCAUUGUAGUGUCAGCUGACGUGCCAACCGGACAACGAGGUUUUGUUACAGGAGGUAAUUUAGCCAGCACUUUUUUUCUGGAACACUUUUCAAGUUCUGUAUUUAACUGGGAUUGGAACCGUUUGUUUGUUUUCUAAAAAAAAA